AUACGAUGCGAUCUGGUCGUUAUUUCGAGAAACUCCUGGCCGGGAAUCAUGUUCAGUGUUAGUUAUCAGUAUCUUGCAGAGCAGUAGCUGUUGCUUAGUUCCACUGGAAAUCCUCAGCUUGGGUACUUUGCUGGAGCCAAACCCGUGGGAGUGGAAUGGUGACAUGCUUUUGUUGUGAUGAUUUGUAAUUGAUCCACGGAUAGAGCCGAACAGCUUUCGGCUCCUCUGCUACUCACCCAUAUCGAAUGAAAUCUGAAGAAGAUAGGUGGGAGCAAUACGGAUUUAGUGAAAACGAGAAUGAGAAAGUAAAAACAGGACAAAAAUCUGCGACAGGUGAUUCUUCGGAAAAAAAAAAUUUUUUCCCCUCUUCAAUAUCGCACUGAAACGAAGAUUGAAAUAUUCUUUUCUGUGAGAAGAAGAUAAAGAAGGUAUGUGAUUGGGGUAGUUUUGGGUGCCCCACGGGCUUAGUUUUUCCGGCCGUUGUGCAGUCAAAUGAUCAAAGCGCAUUUUUAAAGAGUGAAAACAGAUAUUGAAGUGAUAAUAAAACCCAACAUUACAUUUACAUUUGGCUCAUGGGUGAGUAGUAAAUAAAUAUAAUGAUUCUAAGCCUGAUCUAGCAUGGAAAAUGCAAGCCAACAGUGAGAUGUAGCAAGAGGGUUAAAUGCGUAGCGAUCCCAGAUCAGCUUGUGCUAAAUUACGUACACACGAAGGGGUCAAUCGUGCAGACACGACCAGCCCUACUUGGUUGAAGUUUUCCCGCAAGUGGAAUUUUGUUUGCAAAGCAGUGUGGAAAAAGCGGUGAAGAGAUAACACAAUUUAGCAUCAGUUUAGUGUGUGAGUAUUCCCGGAGAGACCGUUCCGGAAGUGAAGUGUAUUGCCCUGACGAGUCGGGCGGAGUGUGGUUCUCCCACACUGGGAUUAGAUGCUGCUCUGUGCGACGGAAGCAAAGUGGAGAAUGUGUGCGACAUGGUAUUGCUAGGAUUGUUUACCAAUAGCUCGUGAGUGGAAUAAGACAAUUUUCCGAAGAGGCAAACUUUUUCUAUGUAAGUCUGUCCGACGGAAUGCCUUCGGAGAAAAGCAGUAAAAAUCGAGAUUGAAGAAAAUCGUCGCCACGAAAAGAAUGAUUUUCCCUGCGAAUGACAAAGGCUGCUCCCAUUGGGGUAUUCGCCGGUAUACGACUUAGCGUCAAAAAUGUUAACUUUCGGGUUCUGAGUGCAACACUCAAUUUGAGGUCAAGCGACACAACGAAUUCCAAGGCUCGCGUAAAAGUGAAGCGGCGGUAAAGUGCUAAAAUGCGUUCGAUUAGUGCCGAAGCCAGGCAGCGUUUGAACACAAUGAGAAGAAAGCUCCGGCGAAAGGCGAACGCGAAAUUCGUAGGCGUUCAAGCGUACACCCCCGCGUAAUCAAGCGAAGGAAGCAAACAACGCAAGCGACUGAAAAACAUCACCAUAUCAUUUUUUCACCAUUAGCAGCAGAAAUUUUGGUGAAAAGCGCAAUAAAAACAUCGUAAUCGUUUAAAAGGCAGCGUAGACCGGGCCAUCAUAAUUUUCCACAUGAGGCGCUCCAGUCAAGGCGCCACCAGCCGAAAACUGCUGAUUCUCGCAGUUUUGCUAGUUGCCUUCCGCCAAUUUCCUCAGCCAGUCGAGGCACGUGUUUUGCUGUUCUCAUCGAAAAAUAACACCCCCGACAGUAAUAGCAGCAAUAUUACCCACGCAACAAAUUAUAGUGAUUUUGGGAGUAUUUCGGACCGACAUAGCUAUAUACUGGUGGUUGUCCAACAAUCCGCUUCGAUCGAAAUAAAGCGGCUGCAGCGAGAGUUCCGAGAUUUUGUCAAAAUGUUCCUCGUAGAGAAGUAUGCCGAGGAUGAUGAAGAACUACGUCAACAGACACGGUUUUACCGCUGGAAAGAUAUGACCACCUUCGAGCAUUGGCUGUCCGAUCCGCUCGUCUCGACAGUGCUCUACGUGUCCGACAACGAGAGUGACAAUCUCAUUGGAUACUGUGACAGCUUAUCGACACAUUUAUCCAUGCGAUACGAGAAGAAGGUGCUCUUUUGGCCCUGUCCCCGAAUGAAGCAAACCGAAAAGUUCGUGCCGUCCUUUGAGACAGUUUCCUUCGCCGUCAAAAGUAUUUCGCAACAAUUUAAUUGGACAGAGGCAAUUUUGCUUGCAGCAGAUGGCAACUGGGCGCUGCCAUCGGCGCUUGCUAGCAAUCUGCACAUUCCAUAUCGGAUCGUGCUGGGCGAUGAUGACGGCGAUUCACUGAUGCUGCACGAAAGGGACGUCAGUGGAAGAGUGAUAAUCGUGUGCUCGUCAAUCAUCUCGCCGCAAACAAUUAACGCAAUCAAUCAGCUGAAAAUGCUGCGGAGGACGAAAAUUCUGCUGCUCGACACGAUUGGAGCGAUUUUCAACAGCAACAACAUUCUCUACCAAAGGCUCGUCCGACAAGCUGAACAGCCAACCGUGGAGAUAAACCGCAAUUUAUUGGUGCUGACGAUUCUAACGGAAAACUUCAAGCUCAUCCUCAACCGAAUCCACGGAGUCGACUUGGGGGACUACGAACAUAUCAGCGAGCGGCUGUUGAAAAUUCGACUCGAUGAUGACGACGAUGCCGAUGAUAAUAGCGCAGGCGGUGGAAAUGAAACGCAAAGCACUCCAGUGAAUGACAUCCUCUCCAAUGAGGCCCCGUGGGAGGAUGAGCGAAGCUCUAUCGAUGGCGGUCACAGGCGAACGUUGGAGAGUCUAAUUAAUUCAACAAACCUGACCUCAUUGAGUUGCGAUUUGAAUGAUUUUCUCAGCUACGCGAAUAAUUCAGCUUUCGUCCUGGACCGUUUGCACUGUCAAACGGCCCUUGAAAGUUAUUGUGAAUCCAGUGACGCUACUGAAUUGGAUUAUCUCAAUUUGUCAUCCUACAGCAAUGCAAGCGAUAUAUUCAGUGAACAAGAACUCGGUGUCGAAAGGCGGAAACGAGAUAUUGCGCAUAUUUGCUCGUUUCUAAACGUGAAUAGCAAUCAUUCGGUGCUACAGGUUCAUCCUAACUCUAGUGUAGUGGAAAUAGUUAACUUAGAGUCUAGUAAACGCUUGCUUUUUAGUGAACAUUUUUUUCUAUACGAUUACAUCCUAGCAAUAACACACGAUCAACGCAGGCAGCAUCCCCACCAAUUUAGGAAGUAUCAGUUUGAUUUUAUAGUGUUUGAUUUGAAGAAUAUAUCUAACCACCGGACGACGAUAGUUUGGCGACCAUUUCUGAUUGUGCGACAGGAUAAAUUGGAUCGACAGAAGUUUAGUAUGUAUCCAGUUCAGCCAGGUUACAGUGAUUGGAUUAUAGAGGCUACCAUUGAAUCGUUCUGGAUUUGUGGCAUAGUUUGCUGGGGCGUAAUCGCGAUGACCGUUUGCCUAAUCGUAUCGAUCAUCUUUGCUAGCAUGAUGUUCAGCGUUGCAGUCAGGAACUAUCUUCUCAAGAAGCGCUUCUCCAAGGGACCAAACAAGAUUGUGCUUUCGCGGUCUGACUUUGUCUUUCCUGUUGACAUGAGGAGGGUUGACGAGGGUAUCGAAACGAUGCUGAGCUUCUGGCUGCAGCAGCUGCAAGAGUUUGGUGGCCCGGAAGUGGAGAAACCGGAUCUGCUGAAAGGCUCCAUUGGUACGCUGAAAAAUCUCGGCCUCUCGACCCCACCGAAAACCAGUUCGGGCAGUGAAACACUGGUCCGUCAUCACGCCGAGUACGGUGCUGCCCUGCAGUUUAGAGCUCGGUACAAUGGAGAUCUGGUGCAACUUAAGGAAAUUCCACAGGGCUCCAAUUCUUCGCAGGAGCUUAAAACCAAAGCGAUGGAUUUGCUUGUAACAGCGCGUAGCUUACGGCAUGGGAAUAUCAACCCACUGAUAGGUUUGCUAAACGAGCCUACCCGCACCACACUGGUGUAUGAAAACUGCUACCAUGGCUCGCUGAAGGAUGUGCUCACCAGAGACAAGAUUAAACUAGAUUGGACGUUCCGACUGAGCCUGUUGACCGACCUUGUCCGAGGGAUGCGAUACCUACAUAGGUCACCGAUUCGGGUGCACGGGACGCUCUCUUCGCGCAACUGCGUAGUCGAUGCCCGCUGGGUGCUGAAAAUAACCGAUUAUGGGCUGUUGAGUUUCUACGAUGCCCAGGGCAUAGUGCCGCCACCAAAAAGUGCCAAAGAUUUACUGUGGACUGCCCCGGAAGCAUUACGUGACAACAUAAACUAUCCCAAAGGUGGCACCCAAGCGGCCGAUGUGUACUCAUUUGGAAUUAUCAUGCAGGAGGUGGUGGUCCGGGGGGAACCCUACUGCAUGAUGUCGCUUCCGCCAGAAGAGAUCAUAGCGAAAAUCAGAAAACCACCUCCGCUCAUACGGCCAUCGGUGUCGAAAGGAGCCGCCCCACCAGAAGCAAUCAACAUAAUGCGCCAGUGCUGGGCGGAAAAUCCAGAAAUGAGGCCAGAUUUUAUAACGAUCUGUGACCUUUUCAAAGAAUUAAAUCAUGGCAGAGAUAUUAACUUUGUUGAAACCAUUUUUCAACUGUUGGGAAAAUACUCCAACAAUCUUGAAGAACUGAUAAGGGAACGAACCGACCAACUAGACAUGGAGCGUAAAAAGACUGAACAAUUGCUGAAUAGAAUGCUCCCAAGCUCCGUUGCGGAACGUCUCAAAGUUGGCCUCGCCGUGGAGCCGGAAGAGUUUGCCGAGGUGACAAUCUAUUUUAGCGAUAUCGUUGGCUUCACGACGAUAGCCGCUCAUUGCACUCCAGUGCAGGUAGUGGAUCUGUUGAAUGAUUUGUAUACCUGUUUUGAUGCAACGAUAAAUGCCUACAAUGUGUACAAGGUGGAAACCAUCGGCGAUGCCUAUAUGGUUGUCGGUGGACUGCCCGUUCGAACGCCGGAUCAUGCGGAACAAAUUGCGACAAUGGCGCUGGAUUUGCUGCAUCAAAGCGGCAGAUUCAAGGUGCGACAUUUACCGGGUGUACCAUUGCAGCUUCGCAUAGGACUGCACACGGGUCCAUGCUGUGCUGGUGUCGUCGGAUUGACAAUGCCCCGAUACUGCCUGUUUGGUGACACAGUCAACACGGCAUCCCGCAUGGAGUCAACAGGCUCCUCGUGGCGAAUCCACAUGUCACAGCAAACGUGCAAUUUGUUAGAACAAGCCGGGGGCUACGUAAUAGAGCCACGCGGACCGAUUGAGAUCAAAGGAAAGGGUAAAAUGCACACUUACUGGCUUCUGGGGAAAAAGGGCUUCGACAAAGUGCUACCACCACCGCCGCCAAUUGGAGAGUCGCACGGUCUGGACAUCGCCAUCCUUCGCAAAUCACUCUUUCAAUCUGAACAGCACAACAGGCAGCAGCAAGCAGCCUCUAGCAACUGCAGUGGCCAUUCGUCCAGCCAUUCACCUUCAGUCACGGGAGAGUCGAUAGACGUAAAGGUAGAAAUAACCCCACCGGUGGCUUCCGACAAUCCACAAUUAGCGACAUCAAUGUCGGUCGAUUCAAAUUCGAGCAAUACCAACUACACUCUGAACAUGGUCGAUUAUCAGUGCCGAACUCCACAGUCAAGUCCCCAAGGACGAAAACUGUCCGAGAUAAUUUCAGACACUGCAUACCUUAGCGCGAACUCCAGCUUCAAUCGACUGAACCCAUCUCCCACAGGAACUCCCUCCGCGCGGCUGUUCAAAAGGAUCGAAGAAAUAAUAGAUCUUAGCUCAGCAUACAACAACUACAAAUGUCUCAGUCCAAGCGAAAGCAACCUAGCACAGUGCACCGAUAAUCGAUACAGCGUAAGUUUAGCCAACCGCUUGGACUGCUCCAGCAAGCCCGGCUCAACCCGUUUCCUGCGGCGACAAUUCAGUUUGGACAAAGACGACGUUGGAACUUCGACAACCACCAGCCAGAGGGCAACCCUGGAUACAAUAUCAUCGGUCUCGUUCGAACGUGAUCAACUCGCCCGGAUGGGAACCCUAUCAUCGAUUCCGUCCAUCAGUUCCGUGACUUCCGCUACGCUUCCCUCCAAGCAGCAGCGCGGCAUCCAGAAACAACAAUCGGCCAGCGUAGCGCAGGAUCUGGAAAAAAUCGAAGAAAUUCCCAUCUCCCCGCAGUCGUUUCUUAUGAAUCACAACAGCGGCAGCAAUAGUAUUUCUAAUCUCCACUGCAAUAUAAGUGAAAAACCACGUACUCGCUCGGCAGAACGGUCAGUCCCGAAUGGAAAAGAGGUCUGUAUAAGCGUCGAAGCCUUCGGACUGAGGUAGACUAGUUAUAGUUCGGACAAUUCGAUUGAAAGGUAGGCGAAUUUGGAAGCGUCAAACGACACCGAAAACGAUGCGAUACGCUGAUUUACUCCAAUUUAGGGUAAAUCAACUUUGGAAAAAGAAAGUCUGAUUGUUGAUAUAAACGUUUUACUUUAUAUGCUAGGUCGAUUCGAAUCGAACAGCUGGUGUCCGAUCGGGGAUAUUGGAAAGCAAACAUUUUCUUCCACACACAAGCUACAGGAAUAGUAUGAAAAGGAGCGAGAAGCAGAGUGAAGCUCGAUAAUUGAAAUUCUAUGUUCGUCAACGUGUGAAUAACGGUCAGCAUUAGAAGUAAAAUCUCCUAGCGCAUUCCAGUCGUCAUAGUCGUGCGGAAUCAUAUUGGUCGGGGGAAAGACUCAUGCAAAAAAAUUCAAUUAACCAACAAAUUGAAUGUCCGUUAAGGAGACGAUGCAACCGUUGCACCUGCACUUUUAAAAAUAACAAAUUAUAAGUUGUUGGUGCAGGUCUUCAUGCAUCAAUAAAUUUGCAAUUUUUAUACAUCAUUGAACUAUAAUUAUCGGCCUGAUGGAAUAAGGAUAUAGGGGAGCUAUUUAUUGGCUGUUUUACUGCGCCAAAAUUGACACGGAUAAGUAUUGAGUAGAUCAAUCUUUCUCAAAUGUAUUCAGUGAUACGAAUAUCAGAAUAUCUUUUUUUUUUCAUCGAUUUUUUGUUUAUUACACAUUCUUACAUUAAAACAAAAAUAUGUAACUAGGGAAGAUCAUGAAAAUUGUAACUUUGAAAAGAUGUUUAUUAAAUCUUCAGGUGCUAUUUGAUUUCACCUUGACGCCAUCGAUAAUUUGACUUUGGCGCUGACGUUCCCGGUAGAUGGGGUUUGCAAUUAAAUUUUUAGUACAACGAUGGAUUUUCCAAAUUUUUGAUGGAUUUUUCAAAAAACUUCAGUUCAAGUAGUAACUAAUACUGAUAAAUCGCAUUGAUCUUCAGGCAGUCUUCGUUGUGAUAGUGUAGCUCAGUGAACUUUCCUAAAAGGGUGGCCCUUUUUAAAUCAAACACAGCCACUGAAUAGCCUGAAUACGUUCUAACAAUAGUCCGUUCCGUUGCCAGAAAUCAUCAUUUCAUAAUAAACUAAAAGUAUAUCAAAAAAGAGUGCUCCCUUGGCCGAGUGGUUAGCGUCAUAACUAACAUGCCGAUAAUACCGUAACCAGAAAUAUUUCUGAAAAAUGGAGAAUAUUCAAUUAUCAAAGCAAAUUUAAUUCUUUCCUAGAGAAUGGAUCGCUAUCCCGUUAAAUUUGAUUGAAUCGUCCAGAAUAAGUGGCAGUCUAAAGAAUCUGUGUUUGGUGGGUUGUGUAAGAUUUACCCAAACAUUAUUCGCCCGAAACACGAUUAAUCGAACAUAACAUAUACCCGAAAAACAUUCACCCUUAUGUAAUAAAUACCCGAACGCAACAAUCACCCGAAUGUAACAAAUACCCGAAUGUGACAUUUACUUGAAUUUGACCAAUUCCCGAAUGUAAAAAGGAAAAGUUCCGAAAAAUCACGUUACGAGUUUUGUCGAAUCUCCUGAUAAUAAAUAAGGUUCAAUCAAUACCACAAGAGAGAGGAACAAAGGCAGUAAAAUGAAAAAAUUGUAACUAGGCAAUUUGAAAAUGAUGCGGGAGAGUUCGCUGAUUCGCUUUUAGAAAUUAAUGUAGGUACAAUUAACAUGCCGUCUUCUUUCCUUUCCGCAUUGCUCUUCAAGGCUAUGAGAUCAUUGAGAAAUGAACAUGAAAUAUUUUUUCAAAAAUGAAGCAGGUAAUUUCAACAUGAAAAAUAUAAAGCAUAAAUGUCUUAGAAAUGUGAAAAGAAUUGAUAAGAAAAAAAGGUACGUAUUAACGCCGUAGCGGAAUUUUUAUUAUUAAUUUAUUUUUUCGUAAUUUAUAUCUAAAGAUAUAUUUAUUCAUUUACUUCGUCUCGAGUUCUAAGAACUCCACAGACUGACUCUUAGUCCAAGUUCGUUAAUCAACUUUUGAACACGUAUUUAGACAUACUAAAAUAAAAAAAUAGCAUUUACAUCAUUGAACGAUCUAACACAGUUAUCGAAAGGAUUGUUGUACCCAUACAUUGUUCUAUGACGGUUAACUACAAAUAAAUCACGCUCACGAAGUUGACGGAAAGAUGCAUACAAGUUAAUAUUUUGCAGAAGAAAAGGGCAGUCUAAGUUUCCAAUGAUGAGGUCAAAUACAAACAGUCUCUGAAACAAACAAACAAACAUACAACAGUCUCUGAAGUGUCUGAAUUGCAUCGGCUAGAGUUUCAAGAUGAAAGAGUCUCCAGACUUCUAUUGUCUGGCAAAUUUUUUGGAUCAUUCCAUGGUAGUUGUCCAAAAACAUACCGAAUGAAGCUGCGUUGAAGCCUUUCCAUUCGAAUACUCUGCAUGAUAAGGCGACCAUACGGGAGCAGCAUAUUCCGUGAUCCUGCGGACAAUUGAACGGUAUAGUGCCUUAAGUGCGUAUGCAACGGUGAAGCCACUUGCAUUGCGUCGGAUAAAUCCAAGGGCUGCACUGCCGUAAUCUCGCAAAGUGACGCAAGCGCCAGAGGUAAGAAUUUUCAGUACGAGACUUUUUGUAAAAAUUGCAUGUACAAUCAGCAUACGCCUAUAUUAUGAAAAUCUGAUCUGUACAAAAUGUGUAUUGUUGAUGGAAAAACAUUGCCAUCGGCUUGAUUUUUGAAAAAAAUGCAGUUUUAUUUAAGCUAUACCACCAACGCCAGUUUGUUGUGGAAACAGCAAAUUUAAAUCGCUGUUUCCACAACCAAUUGGCGUUCGUCCAUCAAAGUAUGGGAGAAUUUGUUUCCAAUUAUUUUCUCCAACAUGCUACCGUUGAGCGAAGCAUCAGGAAGCAUCAGGGAGAAGAAUUCACACACUUUCCCAACCUUGUAGCAUGCGCCGAGCAGGUUAACGUAGUUGAGAACCCGAUUGUAAUAAUUAUGGACAGCACCGAUUUUUUCGAAUUCAAAAUGCAAUUGAAACCAUCCGUGUUAAAUAACAUAAUCCCGUACGAAAUUAUCCGAAGUAAAACAGAUACAGUUUACGCGAGAAUGUUUUGAGUUUUGUUACAAGAUGCGUUUCGUUUCGUUUGUUCACCAAAGCCGACAUUUACCCUUCAAUCAACACUCAGCUUCAAUUUAUUCGAAAGAGGAAUUGAACAGGUGAAGAAAGUAAACAUCGUGAAGAAAAAUUAUCCCUUAAUGCCUGAAGAAAAAAGACACUACAUAUUAGGGAAUCCUUGCAAUCAACAAUUAAAUUCAUGAGUUUAAACUAUUUAGUUCUAAUCUUUAUGAGCUAUAUGUGAGAACAGCAAUACACUUCAAUCUAGGAUAAACUUUACUUUAAGAUGAGUUUGAUUUUAUGAAUUUAAAGUACAUGGUUUUGUGAGCUUCUUAGUACAUGAUUUGUAAUUCAGAAACAAAAUUGCCUUAUAAAAGUAACAUUAUAUGGGGAUGGACUGUUUUUGAUUAAAAUAUUUGGCAGAACAAGCUUUUCGAAAAAGUGUUUUUUUUACAAAAAAGAAGGCAUGCGACUUAUAUUAUGUUAAACGUUCAUUACGGAAGAUGUUGUUAUGUGAAAUUUGCUGUCCCUACUCGUUCAUCGUACUCUAUCAGAACAGAUAAAAAAAUCACAUCGCAUCACUAUCAAAUUACGUCACAACAUAGGGAAAAUGGCGCUUGCGCCUCAUCACAGUGGAAAUGGCGCUUGCGUCACUCCGUUUUCAAACUUUUACGGGGUCAUUUUUUCACAUUUCUGAAAAUUUUCACAGUUGUUUGGAAGGAUUUGGUAUUCUUUAACGAUCUAUAACAAAAAACCUAAGAUGUCAAUGUUGGCGCUUGCGUCACUGCGAGAUUACGGCAGUGCAAAGGCCUUUGCGGUUGUCGCGCUUACAUGUAGGUAUAGGUAGGCUCCGCUAUCAACCGUAACUCCUAGAACUAGUAACACGGAAUAUUGAAAAUCUGAUCGGGAUUACCGACGGGAAAACGAAAUACUUUUUGGUGUUAAGUUCCAUUCCGUACUCAGUACACCACAGAGAUAACUCAAACAUCAAACUCAAUUUUCGAACACAGGAAACUCACGUAGGACAUCAGGUUAGUAGUUGCGGAUCGCUUCUUAGCGAAAACAUGCUGGAGCUCCUGACAUCAAUGGUCGAGAAGCGAUAUAUAGAACAUCCAGGCAUCGGAGAAUACGCCUUCACUGAGUGACCUGUUAGAAAUGAUCGUCAGUGGCAUCAGCAGUGAAUCGGUACAUUCUCUUAAAAAUUGUGGCGGUAUAUUGUCCUUUCGAAACUUCCAACUUACUCAGGGCUACCGAGACUUCUUUUUGGCUCAAAACUGCUCUUAUCAACAAAGGGAGAGGAGGGUUUCAAACUGUUACGAAAACCUUCGCCGGCCUUAAAAACCCCUACAUACCAACUCUCACGUUGAUCGGUUCAGUAGUUUCCGAGUCCAUAAGAAUCAGACAGACAGACAGACAGAAAUCCAUUUUUAUAUAUGUAAAUUUAAAAAAAGGAAAACUUUAAAUAUCUUUUUCAUAACUAGUUUUCGUAAUUCUUGAAUACCAAUUAGAAGGCAUUUUUAUAUUUAUGUAAUAAUUUUAAUAACGAUUAUCAGAAUUAAAUAUAAAAAUGCCUUCUAAUUGAAUAUAGCUUUAAAUAAUUUAGUACAUUCGGGUAAAUGUUGCUUUCGGGUAAGUGUUGCAUUCGGGUAAAUGUUCAUCCGGGUAGAUGUUCAUUCGGGUAGAUGUUCUAUUCGAGUACCUAUCAAUUCGGAAUUCGGAUAAAUAUCAUUCGGGUUCCUAUCGUUCGGGUAACUGUCUUUCGGAUAAAUGUGAUGGUUAAUAUUAACAGAAGGUUAACACUUCCCAGUGUCUAUUGAAGUAUGUUUUCUCCACAUUUACAGUAUAUGUUCUAGCACUGUUGAGUCGAAACAUUGAAUAUCUAUGCUUUCCAAGAUUGUAUAAUUCGUAUCCUCUUUUCGAAUUCAGUCUGUAUUCAGUAAUGAUAAAUCAAAUGGUUAAAUCAACUCUCGCAUCCAUGCGCAGUAUAGUAUAGUAUACCAUUGCGAAUUGGUCGCACAUAAAUCGCUCGCUCCGGAUACAAAAGCGGACACGGACACCGAGAAAGCAAAUAAAGCAACUUAAGUCCCACACAGAGCCGCCAGAUCUACGGAUUUGAUUGUUUUUUAACAAACAUACGAAUUCAUAAGCAAAAUGUGCGGAAUGUAGAAUCUACGGAACAAUCAAUACGGAUCUAACGUAUGCAUUGAAAAAAAUCCGACAGGCAGUUCGUACUGUAUACAGUAUUUUACCACAAGUCCCGAAUGAAAGAACAGAGGCUUGGACACUCCUUUCUCACUGAUCGUCAGCCACAGAAGAUCCUUUUUCUUGGAACUUGGUGCAGGCGGUUUAUAUGACGCUAAGGCUUAACUCCUAUGUGGGGGGGGGGGGGGCGUUAAGUACCCGGUGGUUUUUCAAUUUGCCAGAGACGAAACAACAUAAAACUCCAAUUCAACACAGUGUCGACGCCAACCAAUGUUCAACAACCAUUAGAAGUUUCAUCCGAAGCAUCCGGAAACAAACCAUUUUAUUUUUCAUUUCCUUAUAUUAUAACUAUCAGUCCCAGUGAUCAACGUUUUUCUAAUGAAAAACUCAAUGCCGUCAGUAGUCCCUAUGGAUCGACACGGGGCUCAACGUGUUAAAGAGUGAAUAUCAAAAUAAGCAAGCAAGUUGAAAAAAAAUAUUUCAUCAUUUUUUACUACGUUAACGUUAAAUGGACAGAUUUUUUCAUAUUUUUUAUUUGUCUUAUAUGAAGUAUCUCACAAAUGGUUUUGUGUUGUAAUGCAUCUAGAACUCAAUUAUCAACUUCCAAAACAGUUGUGUUUGUUGCUAUUGUUGAGCAGCAGAUAACAUUUAUUGUUGCUAUGUAUUUCAGCACACGUGGCCGAGUAGUUAGCGUCUCAUUUUGUCAUGCCGGGUGUUCGGGUACGAUUCCCGUUCUGGCCGGGGAAUUUUUCGUCAAAGAAAUUUCCUUCGACUUGCACUGUGGUCAUGCGUAUUCUAGAGCUUGCCCCUCGGAAUACAUUCAAAGCGUGUUAUUUGGCUCUUAAAUCUUAACUAAGUAUUAAUAAAUGACGCUAGUUAAUGCAUACGCUGAGACGGCAAAAGUUCCAUAGGGUACGUUAACGUCAUUUAAUAUAAUAUAUUUCAGUGCGUAUGGUUGCAAUCUUCAGUCUAUAAUUAUUUCAUUCAAGUGUUUUUUUUUCUGGCUUAUAAUUUUCGUCAACUUUAUUAUUUUGAGGUAAUUGAAACUAUCUUUUACAAAUUGUAUAUGUUUAGUAGAUAUGCACAAAAAACGAUUUGUAUCGUUACGUUGAACCUCGCCAAAACAGCAAUAAAGCUUGUUUUCAAUGUCCCUAUCCGCACGAAAUUUAUGCAACAACAUGUUUGAAUUAUUUUUAUUAAGAGUGAUACGGUAUUAUCAAUACUACGGAUAUGAGGACAACGUCGACGCCAAUAUAUUAUAUCGAUGCGCCCUACUGUUUCAACCGAAUGGAGAUAAACUUCGUGAGCAAAUUUACAACAGUCUGAGAAGCCCCUAAUGUUAGCAGCAAUAGUAGCGAACGGAAUGAAAAAUCAAUUCAAUUAUAAACACCGAUCGAACUGGAAAAAUCCAAACUCAAAUCCAGUCGAAAUGGUAAUAAAAAUCAACCGAACCCUGCAGCCGAUGUAAAUAGGAAACUCCAAUCAGACAACCGUCCCCUCCCUGCCCCUCACAAUCAUCGUCGUUGUGAUUAUGGCCGGAAAACCGAAGAUGAAGAAAAUAUUCGAAGAAAAAAUCGAAGUAAAUAUCCGCCGCUCCAAAACAGAUUUCCCCCCGAUCCGCGGCCAGCUGCUGGAUUCUGUCAAGAGCAGACGAAUAAUCUUAUUAUUACUCUAUUUACAGCAUAAAAUUGAAAGCAAAUAUUGAAACUCCGGGCCAGCGGCGCAGCAUAAUGUUUAGCAUUUUAUCAUUUCUCACUUUUGCAUUUCAGUCAGACAAGAGACGCCGCGUAGAAUUUAACAACAUGUAUCCGAACAAACCAGUCAACCAGAAAAAGCAAUUUGACAAUCUAAAGCAAAAUUUUUAACAUGAUCAGGAAGUUUUUUAGAAAUCAAGUUUGAUUGAGUGGUCGUUGACUGAGCUGUAGAACUGUAACGAGAAAUUUCAUUUCAGACGUUGACAUAUUGUUUGAAGAUUCAGUGGAAACUUGACCGAAUGCAAAAUGAAAAUAAUCAAAAUACAAACGAAAUUAUAUUAUCAUGAAUGGCAUUAUAUACCAUUAUUGGGCUUAUUUCUUGAACCAUUCUUAAGGUUGAGCUGAGUAGAUUAUGGAAAUUCAUUGACUUUAGUUUUAUAAGUUGAUAAAAAUUUUAUUUUUAAUUCAACAACUAGAAGUAACCAAUUUCCAUCUUUAGAUGUCGUGUGAUAGUAGCUCUCCAGUGCGUGUCUAAAAUGAGUAGAAUUAGAUUAUACUAUAAAAAUAAUAUAAAAUAGUCGUUAUCCAACGGAAGAAUAUAAAUGAAAACAGAGUAUAUUAUCAAAAUGCUUAACGUCCUAAGGUUUGCGUUGAGUUCGAAACACACCUUUUGUGAAUGAAUGGAUCUAGUGAAAGAGCAACAUAAAGUUCGUAUUUUUUAAGCGUGUGAAUUCUAACAUUUAGAGUCCCCGUUAUCGUACUAAUUAUUGAAGAUCCUACUUCAUCGACGACUAUUUAUAAUGAUAGAAAAUGGAUACAUUCUCGGCGGCAUACCGCAAACCAUUCAGGCUGUUAUUUUCUCUAAUCGUUAGACUAUAAAAAUCGUGAACUCGGUGUAGAAAUUGUUGAAUUACGUUGUCACCUAUCUCGGAAAGUUUAACGACAUUAUUAUAGCCACGUCUGUUACAUACUAAUAGUUAAUAUUGUUGUAUGCUGUAUCAAGUUUUUUUUUACUUUCGAGACAUACACUACUGUAUAUGAAGAAUGUUACUUCGUAUUUUGAAUGUGAAUGCAAUGUCGUAUACCCUUUGUACAAAAUGUUAAAUAUGAUAGUAAAAUAUCACCCCUGAGCUGUGUAGAGUAUAUUUAUAUAGAUGUAUUUAUUUUUUGUGAUCCUGCAGAACAUCAACAAGAAGAAAUAAAGAAAACUGUAAUCU
Toxorhynchites rutilus septentrionalis is the source of this 14446-nucleotide messenger RNA. RefSeq lists its product as uncharacterized. Bases 1554 to 6251 code for a protein of 1565 amino acids. Gene Ontology annotation, biological process: cGMP biosynthetic process; receptor guanylyl cyclase signaling pathway; intracellular signal transduction. The transcript has 16 exons. The record is from RefSeq and is a predicted model, not a curated record. NCBI's taxonomy places the organism in Eukaryota, Metazoa, Arthropoda, Insecta, Diptera, Culicidae. Gene Ontology annotation, molecular function: guanylate cyclase activity; peptide receptor activity; protein kinase activity.